AACUCAAUCUCCGACUCUCGGACACCAAAAAUAGAGCGGGUAAUGAAAAAUCUCCAAAAAUCACAGGUGGAGGGGAAGACUUUCAUUGCGUCACGGACAAGUAUAAAUAAACAAAUAAAAAACUACUGCCUUCUUCAUCUCUCCGCUUAAAUUUCGCUAUUCCAUUAUUUCCAGAUUAGGUAAAAAAUUCAUUCAUCAUCAUCAUCAGCGAUUUCAGUACUUUUUUCCCCUACUGGGUCUGCAUUCAAUUGUAGUUUCACGAAAGAAGGAAGGAAAAAAGAGAAAUUUUUGAAUUGUUUGUAAAUUUUUUUCUGCAAUGCCGUCGUUUGUUUCAACAUCAAAGGCGAUUAGGCGUUUAGUUACGCAUCGGAAUGUGUUGAAACAGAGGUUGGGGAUUGAUAAUUAUGGUUGGGGAUUAGGAAAUCAUGAUCAAGUUCGAUGCUUGAGUGGCAUUGUUGGUGUUCCUUCAGUUUCUCCUGGUUGUGAUGCUGGUAGCAAGCUGAUUAAGCCCUCGCCGUCUGGAGAAGUUUAUAGAAUUGGGCCUGUAAUUCAAAGCAGAGGAUUUUUGGGCUGUGGUGAUGGGGAAGAGGGGAGUAUGUUAACCAAAAUACAUGAGGAGAAGCGUGUCUUGGGAUACUCUCCAGAGCAGUUAUAUGCUGUGGUUGCUGCUGUUGACUUGUAUGAAGAUUUCCUCCCCUGGUGUCAAAGAUCAGAGAUCAUAAAACGCCAUCCAGAUGGAUCUUUUGAUGCUGAGCUAGAAAUUGGCUUCAAAUUUCUCGUUGAGAGUUAUGUGUCUCAUGUGGAACUAGACAAACCAAAAUAUAUUAAGACAACUGCUACUGAUACUGGCCUUUUUGAUCAUUUGAUUAACAUCUGGGAGUUCAACCCAGGACCAAUUCCAGGAUCUUGUAACCUUAACUUUUUGGUAGAUUUUAAGUUCCAAUCUCCGUUGUAUCGACAGGUAGCAAACAUGUUCUUUAAGGAGGUGGUCUCUAAACUAGUUGGUUCUUUCCAUGAUCGUUGCCGUUUGAUAUAUGGACCAGGGGUUCCUAUUCGUGAAGAUACAUAUCCACAGAGUUAAUGAAGAUUGGUGUUUGGUUGUGAUGAAAUGAAGCAUGGACCAGUUCAAUUUUCCGAGUACCAGUUGGUCCAACUGCAUUCUAAUUCUUGAGUUAAUUCAAAAAUUGAGAAGGAGCUGAUUCAGCCUCCCUGGUAUUCCCAAUUUCUUAAACUUACUGGGUUGUUUCUUUUUGUUUAUGGCGGGCGGGAUGAGGUUUGGGGUUUGGUGGUGGUGGUGGAUGGAUACCUUUGUAACAUUUAAGGUUACCAUUUUUUGUUUGAUGUCCACAUCAUGUAGGGUUGACCAAUAUAUUUGAAUCAGUUUAUAAGAUAUUUUGAUUAAUACUUAGAAGCUUCUGUACAAUGAUACUUGUUCAUUGAAUUUACAUUAUAGGUAUAGGAAUGACAUUAAUCGAUGUAAUUUGCAGUUAUGCACUCUACUUCUUCUAUGGAACUUAAUCAUUGGGCCUA
Solanum tuberosum (potato) is the source of this 1530-nucleotide messenger RNA. Its product is annotated as coenzyme Q-binding protein COQ10 homolog, mitochondrial. The coding region runs from base 317 to 1081 and encodes 254 amino acids. Gene Ontology annotation, molecular function: ubiquinone binding. Gene Ontology annotation, biological process: cellular respiration. Gene Ontology annotation, cellular component: mitochondrion. The record is from RefSeq and is a predicted model, not a curated record. Lineage: Eukaryota; Viridiplantae; Streptophyta; Magnoliopsida; Solanales; Solanaceae. The transcript is spliced from 5 exons.